AUGGAGCAAGCCGACGCAAACCAGAUGGAUAUUUUUGCGGACGUUGACCCGCGCCGAUUAUCGCAAAAUCGUGCCAGCGUACCAGGCGUGUCUAUGCCAAAUUUCGCGCAUCGAGAAGGAGCAUCAGCAGUACCGCCGAUGAUAAUCCAGCCGCCAUCGCAGCCUACGUCGACGCCAUCGCAGCCUACGUCGACGCCAUCGCUAAUCAAUGCGUCACCAGCCAUCAUUAGCAGUGCGGAUAGUGCAACGAUGCUGCAAAUGAUGAAUUUGCUUCAACAGCAAAUGGCACAACAGCAGCAGCUGCUUAAUGAUUUUCUUCACGCGCGCAUGCCGAGCCAAUGCGCCCCACCCACCACGUUGCAGCCUGAACAAAUAAUUGAUACUCUGUCUCACCACAUUUCAGAGUUUCAAUACAACAAGGAGACUGGUAUAACCUUCAAAAGCUGGUUUUCACGCUAUCUCGACCUGUUCCAGAAGGACGCGGCAAGGAUCGACGACGCAGCCAAAGUGCGAUUGUUGCUGCGCAAACUGGGACCAUCCGAGCACGAUCGCUACUUAAGCUUCAUCAUGCCGAGCCGCCCGCCGGAUUUUUCACUCGAGCAGACUGUGGAAAAACUUACAUGCCUGUUCGACACCCAAGAAUCGCUGCUGAGCAAGCGGUUCAAAUGCUUGCAGAUCAUGAAGACGCGGACCGAGGAUCAUCUCAGCUAUGCGUGUCGAAUUAAUAAGGCGUGUGUCGAGUUCGAGCUGAAGAAGUUGAACGAGGAAGAGUUCAAGUGUUUGCUGUACGUGUGCGGGUUGAAAGACGAGAUCGACGCAGACAUCAGGACGCGACUGCUAGCCCGCAUUGAGGACAAGGCCUGCGUGACCUUGCAACAGCUUUCUUCAGAGUGCCAUCGGUUAAUCAACCUGAAAAAGGAUAGCGCAAUGAUCGAGGCACCGGUACCAGAGCGUGUUCUAGCAGUAAACACAAAAAUGCAUCGCGCACCACGUCAGUUUCAACCCAAGCGCGACAAUCCUACUACCCCGUGUUGGUCGUGCGGAGGGUUGCAUUGGAGCCGCGAUUGCCCGUACAAGCAACACCGAUGCACAACUUGUUCCCGGACGGGCCACAAAGAAGGUUAUUGCAACACCAUAAGAUCCCGUAAGCCCGGCAAACGCCCCUGGAAGCAGCGUAAAACACAAUUAAGGAUGGUGACAGUGAACGUCCAGAGUGUACAGCAACGGCGCAGAUUCGUGUCGCUUACGAUGAAUGGUACACCGGUUCGUAUGCAGUUGGACACGGCUUCCGACAUUACUGUGAUAGAUCACACAACGUGGAAGCUCAUUGGCAGUCCCCAGUUAGCAGCACCAUCCGUAAUCGCUAGAACCGCCUCAGGUGCUAACCUAUCCUUGGAAGGAGAGUUUCCGUGCACUGUCGAAGUGAAUGGACAGGCAAAGCAAACCGUGAUUCGCGUCUCUAAAUCGCGUUUGUUACUUUUAGGUGCUGAUGUUAUCGACGCGUUUGCUCUAUGGUCGGUUCCGAUGGACAGUUUUUGCUGCCACGUUACAGGUACGUCUACCACGCCGAAGCAAUGGCAAGAACGGUUCCCAACAGUUAUUCAAGGAAUAGGCCUAUGUAAAAAGGCAGGGGUUACCUUGACGCUGAAAGACAACUGCCGUCCAGUCUUUCGUCCAAAAAGACCCGUUGCAUACGCUAUGCAAGAGCCUGUAAAUCUAGAGCUUGAUAGGCUAGAAAAGUUGGGCAUAAUAACACCUGUAAAGUUUUCUGAAUGGGCAGCACCGGUGGUAGUGGUUAAGAAGGCAAACGGGAAAAUUCGGCUAUGUGGCGAUUAUUCCACUGGGUUGAACGAAGCGCUAAGACCACAUGAUUACCCGUUACCACUCCCAGAGGACAUAUUUUCAAGGCUGUCCAACUGCACCAUGUUCAGCAAAAUCGACUUAACGGACGCCUUUCUCCAAGUCGAAAUCGAUCCUCAAUACAGACCGCUACUUACCAUAAAUACGCAUAGAGGCUUGUACCACUACAACCGCCUACCGCCCGGCAUCAAAGUUGCUCCUGCUGCCUUCCAGCAACUUAUGGAUACAAUGCUCGCAGGGCUUAAGGGUGUAUCAGGAUAUCUUGACGAUAUCAUCGUAGGAGGAAGUAGCGAACACGAGCAUGACACAAAUUUGGCAGAAGUAUUACACAGGCUUCAACAAUAUGGAUUUACGAUACGAGCCGAUAAAUGUGCUUUUAAACAGCAGAAAAUCACGUACCUUGGACACGUGAUCGAUAGCCACGGGUUACGACCAGAUCCGUCAAAAAUCGAGCUUAUAAAGAAGCUCCCUGAACCGAAAGACAUAUCCGGUGUGAGAUCAUUUCUGGGAGCAAUUAAUUAUUACGGGAAGUUCAUCCCGAAUAUGAGGAAGCUGCGAUAUCCGUUAGACAAUUUGCUUAAGGCAAAUAAUUCAUUCUGCUGGACGCCAGAAUGCAAAAAGUCGUUCGCAACGUUCAAGUCUCUCCUAUCGUCCGACCUACUUCUAACGCACUAUGAUCCACGGCAGAAGAUAAUCGUUUCUGCAGACGCUUCGUCCAUCGGCCUUGGCGCAACGAUUAGCCACGUGUAUCCUGGAGGUGCAAUGCGCGUAAUUCAACAUGCUUCCCGCGCCCUCAGUGAAGCAGAGCGUCAUUACAGCCAAAUCGAUCGCGAAGGCUUGGCUAUCAUCUUCGCUAACGGCAUCGAGCACAUAACGACGGCACCCUAUCAUCCGCAGUCUAACGGGCAGGCUGAAAGCCGAACCAUCAUCAGCAUCGCUACAGCAUACUACAUCUACACACACGAGCGUAUCGUCUGCAUCACACCCACAAACGUCAGCAGUCAUCGAUCCGCGUACGGCCUCAAACGCGGAACCGCUGCAUUCUACGAAUUCCCCAAUUCCGGUACAAGCUCCAACCCGAGAACCACGUCGCUCUUCUAG
Messenger RNA from Anopheles merus, 2961 nucleotides. RefSeq lists its product as uncharacterized. The record is from RefSeq and is a predicted model, not a curated record. The coding region runs from base 1 to 2961 and encodes 986 amino acids. Gene Ontology annotation, molecular function: nucleic acid binding. Lineage: Eukaryota; Metazoa; Arthropoda; Insecta; Diptera; Culicidae. The transcript has 3 exons.